Vitrella brassicaformis is the source of this 3758-nucleotide messenger RNA. The record is from the annotation of a GenBank genome assembly. NCBI's taxonomy places the organism in Eukaryota, Vitrellaceae.
CGAAAGCCGAGUGCAAUCUUGCCAACGCUGAGGAGAGAGGUCGUGCUGUCGUCGUCUAUGAAGCGCCUCUGAGAUCUUCUCCUCCUGUGUGUUAUUCGAUGACGGGACCGCCCUGCCCAAGAUCAGCAGCAACAGCCUGUGCAAGAGCGGCACGACGAGCCGCCGCGUGAGGUCUUAUCUUACCUCAUAUAAUCUCAGCUCAGCCGAGCCGCUGAUGAGGAGUGGGGUUGUGUUGCUGCUCCAUGCUGCUGUCAACGCGGCCCUCGUGUGCAGCCGGAGAGCCCCGUCCCCCCACCAUGCCAUCAACCACCCAUCGCCGCGACGAGUCACUCAGAGAAGGAGCGACCACCCGCCACUGCCGACAGCAUCAUCAGCCGCACCAGCGCUAUCCCUAUCGCGAGCAGCAGCGGCCUUCGUCUCCCCCCUCAAUGUGCGUCAUCCCCCCCUCUCGCCACCGGGACCUCCAAGAGACUUCCGGUGCGCUGACGAACUCUCGCCCUGUCUGCCCUCUGCAACAGCAACGCCUUCGACGCACACACGACUGCCCUGCACCCCCCAUCGUCCCCGGCCAUCCCUCUCUCGCCCCCAGCGCCCACCCGAUGGCCAGCGCGGCUCGUCCAGGUGGCCGCUCACGAGGCUGUCGCACACGUUUCGCCACCUGGAUCGAAGAAAAGACGCCGCGUGGCAGCGGCUUCCUUCACGAGAGGUGCUGGUGACGUAUGCGCUUCAUGCGCUCAGGGGUCUGUCGGUGCUGGCGGUCAUCGGGCUGCUCGUCAUGGGCGGGGCCGCGGCUUUCGCGGCAGGACCCGCAGCCCCACCCAAACCACUGGCCUUUGGCAAAGGUAAGGCACACACGCGGCGGAUACGACUGCACACCACACGGACUGGCCAGUACAUCACCACAUCGUGAUUUAUGUGUUGUGUGUGGCUCACAGUGUUGGACGCGAAUAUGUCGCCCGUGACGACCAUGAGUCCCAGUGAGUUCGUGCGGUUCGCUGCGGCCGGCGCCAUGUGCUGCGGCAUGACUCACCUGGCUGUCGUCCCCAUCGAUGUCGUCAAGACCAGCGCACAAGCCAACCCCAAGAAAUACAACAAGUGUGUUCGCUACGCUCACAAGUCAGUCGGAAGACGGGCACAUUGUGGGGUGUGUGGGGUGUGUGUGUGUGUAGGGGCUGGCACGGGAACACGGCGAUGCUGUUAGAUGAGUUCGGUCCGAGUGUGCUGAUGCGAGGGGCGGUGCCGACGCUGACGGGGUAUUCGAUCCAGGGGAUAUUCAAGUUCGGCGGCAACGAGCUCAUCAAGAGGCUGCUCAUCGGUGAGGGUGAGAGGAGGAGCCAGGCCAAAGCAAUGCAGGCCAAGGCUUCGGUGGUGGGGGAUGUAUGCGACCAAAGAUGCGUUCGGUCUUCCCUCUCUCCUUGCUUGUAUUGUACGCCUGUCCUGUGUGUGUCAGGUGCGUUUGGGAUGGAGUGGGCGUGUGGGCAUCGCUUCCUCCUCGUGCUCAUGGCAUCAUUCCUAGCCGAGGUAGGUGAAACAACACCACACGCAGAGCAGGACAGGAGCAGCAUGGACACCCUGAUUUCUCUGUCUGUCUGUCUGUGUGGUGCCAUUAGGUGGUAGCUGAUCUGUUCCUGUGUCCGUUCGAGGCGACCAGGAUCCGCAUGGUGGCCGACCGCACAAUGCCCAGAAACCAAGUCGAAGUCCUCGGCAAAAUCGUCCAACAGGUGAGUGACCGGACACACCAGCCAGGGUGGACACACCAGCAGACAGGGUGCAUUGUCAUUAUCAUGUGGUGGCCGGUGGGUCAGGAGGGUAUCUUGGCGCCCUGGAAGGGUCUCGUCCCCCUGAUGUGCCGACAGCUCCCCUACACCAUGGCCAAAUUCGCCACACAAGUAAGCUGAGCCACUCACUCGUGGCGUGGCGGAGAGGAGGUCACUCCUCUCCUCUCCUCUCCUGUCCUGCAUGAUAUUCUUUUCCCCUUCUUCGCGCUCCAUGUCCCUCCCUUUGUGUGUGCACCCGUGUCAGGAUUACCUCCAAAAGACGGCCUACCUGUCCUUCUCCUUCCUGACGCCCCCCAACCUAUGGAUCUCGGUCGGCAGCGGAGUGGUCGGGGGCAUCAUGGCAGGUGCGACACCAGUACAAUAAAUGGGUCGACCUGAGAGAUGCGUGUGGUGUGUUCUGUUCUGUUCGUGUGCAGCGAUAGUGUCCCAGCCGGCCGACACGGUGCUGUCGACAGAGCUCAAGAAGGAGGGCCGCUCGCUCAACAAGGCCAUCAAGAGCAUCUACACCUACAAGGGACUGCCGGGAUUCUUCACAGGCGCGCACAUCAAACCAGCACCACAGCAUAAACACGAUAGACGUCUCUGCGUGUGUGAGGUGAGAUAGAUGUGUUUGGCUGGUGUGUGUCUCACUCACUCAGGUCUGAAGGAGCGGAGUGUGAUGGACGCCAUCAUUGCGGGGGGGCAGUUCUUCAUUUACGACUCGCUCAAGAUCCUGUUGAAGAUCGCACCCAAGGACAUCGUCGCCAGAUGAGACAAAGAACAAGAGAGAGGCGGAGCGGGAGAGACGCAGAGCGGUGUCUGUACAGUCAGAGAGGCCAUGCAUGUGAUGGUAUGGGGUGUGCGAGUGCAGUGGGCGGCGAUCGGUUCACGUCACGUCACCCCAUGUGGUGCUCACUGCACUGCUGGGAGGAUCGGAUCGCUGGAUGGACUUAUUUUUAUCCCACACGGCGCAUCCGAGGAAGCGCCGGUGGUUUCAUUCAUGUGCUCGCCUAGACGGUCCCAUACACUCACGCACGCACACACACAUUCCCGUGCACAUGACAUGAAUGAGACGUCUACCCAUGCCUGGCCUGGUUGCGGCCUUUUGCCGGCCUAUGCACACGUGACGUGUACCCACCCAUCGUCAGUCAGUGUCUUCCUGUCUGUCUGUCUGUCUGCCUUCUUGUCUGCCUGUCUGUCUUGGAUUUUGCAUCCUUAUCGCCACCCACCUUGUGCGUGUACAGUCCCCCGAGCCACCACUUUUUCUCGCCCGCCUUGCCUCCCAUACUGACAUACAAACAAACCUCUCGGCCUCUCUACCUCUAUCGGUCUCUGUCUCCUUUCUUCUCUCCUCUUCCCCUUUGUAGUUGUCUGUCUGUCUGUCUGUCUGUCUGUGGGUGAGUGGGGGCGCUCUGUGUGAGGCCUCUGUACAGACCAGACGAGGGGGGGGGGAGGGAGGGCAGUGAUGCGAUGCUAUGCGGCGACCCAACACGAGUAAGUACGCUUGUGUAGAGCUUGGGAUGGGAGGGCAGAUGAGAUGGCCGGACAAGUGAGGCUAGUCAGUGAAGUGAUCCGCUCGUUCCUGUAGUCCUUCACUCACUGACAGACAGACAGACAGACAGGCAGGCAGACUAGGUAGGUGCGUACGAACGUGAAUGCGGCUCGGCAUAUCCAAGGGUCCACACACGAUGCGAUGGAUGCAUGGGUGUGAUAUCGGUACCUGGUGGCUGGUGGGGCUCGGGAACGGAGCGACUCAUUCACCUUUGGCUGAGAAGGGGUGGGUGGGAUGGCUGUGGCUGGCUGGCUGGUUGGGUGAGAGAUGAGAUGGAGAUGAACUCACAGCCGUUGUAGAGUGAGAUAGCCUGUGGUUGGUGUGGUGUGAUGUAAGGCUGAUUCGCCUUGAUUGGUUCAUGCCUGAAGCAUUCGUGUCAACGUAAGACAAUUCGGUUUACGUGGCCUGGCGUGGCGGUGGUGUGAAUGUCUCUCUCGUCAAUUAGUUCC